AUGGUUGUCCAGCGCUUGAACCUGAAUUUCAGCACCAGUGACAGCUCCGUCCUAAACCUCAGUGAGAAUGUCAGUUUGCGGGACCCCUUGGUGCCCCAGGACACUUCCAGUCUGAGCAGGACUGGCCACACAGUGGUGGCUGUAUUCCUCGGAUUUAUCCUGAUUCUUGGAUUCUUAAGCAACUUCGUUGUUCUCAUAGUCUUCGCGAGGUUUCGGGCACUCAGGACUCCCAUAAAUCUCAUUCUCUUGAACAUCAGUGUGAGCGACAUGCUUGUCUGCAUAUUUGGAACUCCCUUCAGCUUCGCCGCGAGCCUCUACGGGAGCUGGCUUAUAGGACACCACGGCUGUAAGUGGUAUGGCUUCGCCAAUGCACUUUUCGGCAUUGUAUCCCUGGUCUCCCUGGCCAUCCUCUCAUACGAGCGCUACACGACGGUGCUUUGCCCCACCAAGGCAGAUGUGUCUGACUUCCGGAAGGCCUGGCUGUCCAUCGGGGGGUCCUGGCUCUACUCCCUGGUCUGGACUGUGCCGCCCCUCCUCGGCUGGAGCGGCUAUGGGCCCGAGGGGCCCGGGACCACCUGCUCGGUGCAGUGGCAGCAUCCCUCAGCCAACAGCAUCUCCUAUGUGGUCUGCCUGUUUGUCUUCUGCCUGCUCCUUCCCCUGCUGCUCAUGAUCUUCUGUUACGGCAAGAUCCUCCUGGUAAUCCGAGGGGUGGCCAAGAUCAAUCAGACAUCCGCACAGAGGCGAGAGAACCACAUCCUGUUGAUGGUGGUGUUCAUGGUGUCCUGCUACCUGCUGUGCUGGAUGCCAUACGGGGUUGUGUCAAUGAUAGCCAGCUUCGGCAAGAAGGGCCUGAUCUCCCCCACUGCCAGCAUCGUGCCCUCUGUCCUGGCCAAGAGCAGCACUGUGGUCAACCCUAUCAUCUACAUGCUCUUUAAUAACCAGUUUUACAGGUGCUUUGUGGCCCUGGUGAAAUGUGGGGCGGACCCUGACCUGAGCCACACUCUAAACACCCAGCCCAGCAGCAGAGGGGAGGAGCACCUGGCCAAGAGCAUCCCCCUCUCCUUGCUGCGGGCUGACAUGACUCCCAGCCACCCCGGGACACCUUAUGGCACUCAGAUCGGCGCCAUGCAGCGGGAGAAUUGCUCCCUGGUCCUGGUGGCGCACUACAGCCCCAGUCGGGUUGGGCAAUUGGUCCAGUGACAGAGGGACCCCAAGGCGGUUGGUGCGAGUAAUUUCCACUGCAGAAGGAUCUAUGUAGACUGAAACUCAGAGCAUACAUGUGCAGAAAAUGCCAAGGCUUUCCCGCGUGUCAUUUCUGAAAGAGUGGCGGUGGUUGUUACAUUCAUAUGCCAGUGAAAAGUGCUGGAAAACAGGGAAACAGCAAACAGGGAAAUACAAGCGGGAGUAGAGCCUAAUUAAUGACUGAUUUCACUUCUCAAGGGGAGCAUGGCUUUGAGCGAAGGAUAAUUGGUUUGGUGGCCUGGUUAUGCUUACAUAAUGGUGACAACGUUUCCAUGAGACCCCUGUGGAAGCCUCAGCAAGGGGUGGAAGAACACAUGCAACCAGGAGGCUGUGCAUGAUAUAAAUAUUCCUCUUUAAUUGAAGGGUACAUUUUUUUUUUCUUUAUUUGACUAUCUUUAAUUAUCCAUUACAUGCAACUGCUUUAAUUAUUAGCAUAAUGUUGCGUUCAUACACAGCUGUGUGCCAUUUGUACUGCCAUGCAUGAAGGAGAUUGACAGGUCAAUCAACAGGGGUGCUUUUGCUGCAGUUCUGAUUGUGACCAACAGGCGGAGCCUCUGGUCCUAUCAUGUGCAGGAGGGAGCCAAUCCUUGCUAUUAUUUAUACAUUUCUUGCACUUUUUUGUAACUGUCAGGAUUGUAGGGCUGUAAAGCACUGCUUACAGCCAAGAACAUACCACCUGUGGCUUUGCAGAAUGUUAGUAUUUUACUGUGAAUUGUGACCAUAUUGAUUGUAAUUUGUUGGUUAUACUGUAUGUGGGUAGUUGUUUACAUUGGUAGCAAUUCUUCAAACACUUAUUAUGCUAUGGCUUUUGACCAGCAUCAAUGACUCAUAUAUUUCAUGCUUGUGGUGUGACUAUAAUAUAAAUAAAUGUGACUAAUUGUGCUA
This is a messenger RNA of Conger conger (European conger), 2127 nucleotides long. RefSeq names its product pinopsin-like. Bases 1 to 1200 code for a protein of 399 amino acids. The transcript is spliced from 4 exons. Gene Ontology annotation, cellular component: photoreceptor outer segment; membrane. The record is from RefSeq and is a predicted model, not a curated record. NCBI's taxonomy places the organism in Eukaryota, Metazoa, Chordata, Actinopteri, Anguilliformes, Congridae. Gene Ontology annotation, biological process: visual perception; G protein-coupled receptor signaling pathway. Gene Ontology annotation, molecular function: G protein-coupled receptor activity.